Neurospora hispaniola is the source of this 2751-nucleotide messenger RNA. RefSeq lists its product as uncharacterized. NCBI's taxonomy places the organism in Eukaryota, Fungi, Ascomycota, Sordariomycetes, Sordariales, Sordariaceae. The record is from RefSeq and is a predicted model, not a curated record. The transcript is spliced from 4 exons. The coding region runs from base 1 to 2751 and encodes 916 amino acids.
AUGCUACCCCUCCCGCUGAAGAGCGAGUACCUUGAGUACAAGAAGGACACCGACGCAGUGGCAGCAUGGCUUGCCUCGACAGCAAAGAAAUGCGGCUUCCCUGCCGACCAACUCAAGUCGGGUUCCUGGGACACCUCGGACGCUUCGUCACUCUCCGCAAAGUCCUCCAGUAGCGGCCGGAAGAAGGGCAAGGCGCGCAAAGCUGCUAGCGCAGCCAUCCAAGCCACGAAGAAGGCCAUUCACGGUGUCUCCAAGUACAUUGUUGCCAUAUCGGAUUAUCCCAAGUUGGCAAAGCACAUUGCCGACACCGCGGACCCGACCAUUACCGUUCCCGAUAACUUUGUGGCCACCAUCAAUCGUGUCAUCUCCAAUCGCUCCGGCUUCGGUGAGCGUUUGGCUGAGCAUGGUGUUGGACCGGACUCCAAAGGCGAUUUGAAGCAUCGCCACUUUGUUGAGGUCCUGAAGAAGGUCCGAGAAGCCCUCCUCCCUCGCAUGUCUAGCAAAGCCUCCACUUCGGCGAAGGUGAAGGCUGCCAAGUCGGAUGAAAUCAGCAACAGAUUUGCUGGCCUGGCCGUCGAAGAGCCCUCGCAGGCCUUCCUGGAUGCUCCUGAUGUUGAGAGACCCACCCAGCCGACAGAAGACAAGACCAUCUACGAAGCUGAGACACUCGCUGAGCUUGAAGAUGUUUUGUUCACUUAUACCAUCAUGAUGAACGACCUUGCCCGCAUCCAGGCUACCAUCCGCUGGAUAUGGGAGAACUACCAGAAGGGCCUCUUCGAUAUUGCAGCGGCAGCUGUUGCUACCGACACCGCUCUCGCUUUGGCCCGCGGCAUCAUUGACGAGGCCGAGCCUAGCUUCAAGAACUUUGAGGGGGCUACCUGGGGUGUGCAACACAAGUUCUUCCUCGCUUGCUGUCUUCGCAAGGGCUACAACAUCAACAGCGUCUUCUCUGACGAUGCGUCGGAUAACUUCAACUACAACAUGUAUGAUCUUGCUGAUGAGUGCUUCAUCAACGCUCAUCGCUGUCUGCUUUCUUUCCUCGACGUUCUCUCGCCAGACCAUUUGCCCAUUAUCAGGGAAGGCGUCAUGGGCCACUAUGAUCCCACCAAAAACCGGGAUAACCUGCCUGGACACGCAAAGUUCAAGGAAGAUCAGAUCCUUCUCAUGGAGUUUCUGAGUGAGCUAACGGUUGUUACCCGCAUGAUUCCCAGCUAUCCCGUUGAGGACGAAUUCAUGCGUGGAGUUCGACAGAUGGACAAGACAGGCAAAAUUCCAUUCUCACUCGUCUUUGCCGCCCAGACCUUCCUUGACAUCCAUCACCUGCUAAGAGCCGAUGUUUCGCAAGGAUCCAAGUUCAUGCAAAACGAGAUAAAGCACCUCAGUCAAACCCUCAAGGAUCACCUCGACUACCACAAGAAGAGCAAGUUGCGGAUCAAGAACUGGCCCGAACGCAUGGAUGACAUGCUGCGGUUGGUGAUCAAGCAAGGGCAGGAGAUUGUGGCGGACCCCGUCUACCAGUGCAAGGUUAGCUACUAUCGCCGAAACAAGAUACCGAUUGCGUCGUCUAUGAGGCCGAACCGAAUCCUGGACUACUCCCCAGUCCUUGCCGGUCUUAACCUGCUCAGUUACCGAGGGGAUAUGUACUCCAUCGGCUUCGACGCUGCAACCGCUUGGGGAUCCAUCCAGUAUACAACCCAUCUCUACUCUGCGCUCCAGAAUGAGAAGCUGGUUGAUCCUCAUUUCUGGCCAGACUUGGAAAUGGCCCAGGCUCUUCUCCCUGAUUCCAACUUCUUUCCUGGAGGAAUCGCCCCGAAGACUCGCAAGAAGUACCUUGAGACCUUCGUACUCCAGAUGGGGGCCGCUGGGGUCCCGCGUGGUCUCAAGAAAGGCCUACCAGUUUCAUCCAUCUUUGUGGAGAAGUAUCUGAAGCGCACCGAGGUCCCCUGGACGCCCGAGAAUAUCCACGACAUUGUUUCCCGUAGCGGGUUCGAGGCUAAGGGCGAACUGGGCAAAGGAAACUUGCUCAUGUGGCAGAUCGACGAAAAAGACCAGAAGGAUAUUGAGAAGAAGCGUACGUUGGAGGCCAAAGGCAAGAAGCGCGAGGAGUACCUGCGACCGGAUGAACUCAUUCAGGCGGCAGUCAUGGCUCUCCACGCGGAAGUUACGGAGAUGUCGUUCCCUUGGUUGACACUCCACAAGUCAUGCUGGGAGAUGAUGAAGCUGGUCAAGGAGAAGAAUCAUCAACGUCUAUCACAGAUCUUUGGCAGCGGCUACCUCAAUGACAAGAGUCAAAUGCCGUUGGUGAUUGGGUACAUCUUCAUGACCACGUGCGGCGAGUGUCCCGGCCAUCUGAGGACUAUGGACCUCAUGAAGCAGGCCGCGGAGGCCGUCAAGGACUCACAGUGGUCAUUUCCUUCGUCUUUGGUUUCAGCUCUCAUGUCCCUUAUCAAGUUUGAAGCUGAGGGUAAAACGGAAAAGGGAAUUUUGAUGCUCAAGAACAUUGACGUGCAAGAUCAAAAAGCGCAUCGUGAAGCACGAUUUGUCGUGGGCCACAGGCGAUACAAACUACGACCAUUAUCUGACAGCUUCGGCUCCAUCGAGAACCCUGAGGCAGGCACCCUACAUCGAUGGCUACGUCUUUAUGACGUGGGCCGUCUCGAAAAUUCUCAGGACUGCGAAUACCCUGUCGAGUGUCUCUCCAAGGAUGAAUUGGACACCGAGGAGGUCCAAGCCCAAAUCAACAAAGCCUGA